Messenger RNA from Babesia bigemina, 264 nucleotides. RefSeq lists its product as hypothetical. Bases 1 to 264 code for a protein of 87 amino acids. The transcript is spliced from 3 exons. Lineage: Eukaryota; Apicomplexa; Aconoidasida; Piroplasmida; Babesiidae. The record is from RefSeq and is a predicted model, not a curated record.
AUGGUACACACAUUAAAUUUCGACGCAUCCUACAGUGAGGUUGCCACAACUUUAACCUUUACGGCCGUACCACCUCGUUUGACUCCGAAACGCUUUGACGCAUUCUCACCCCUUACUAUGUCAUUUUCAAUCAGAAUAGUACUCAAUGCGGUCUCUCCUAUAAUUGUAUAUACUAAAGGCUUCAAGUUCGUGAUUGUUUACGUUUUCAAGAUCCUUGGAGCAUCCAACGCCUUGGGGAAAUCACAGCAGAUAAUUUUUUAUUGA